AUGAGACACUGGGCCGUCCUCCUCGUCCUCCUCACUGUAGCUCUGGAUGCUCUCCUCACUCCAGGGGAUGGGGCACCUGUCCACAGGCAGCGUCCGCAGAACAAGCUUCUCCUCGUGUCCUCCGAUGGCUUCCGCUGGAACUACGAUGAGGACGUGGACACUCCCAAUCUGGACGCCAUGGCUCGAGACGGAGUGAAAGCUCGCUACAUGACCCCUGCCUUUAUCACCUUGACUAGUCCCUGCCACUUCACGCUGGUCACUGGCAAAUACAUCGAGAACCACGGGGUGGUUCACAACAUGUUCUAUAGCACCACCACCAAGGUGAUGCUGCCCUACUAUUACCACACUGGCAUCCAGAAGCGGUGGGACAGUGGCUCGGUGCCCAUCUGGAUCACAGCCCAGAGACAGGGCUUAAAGACCGGCUCCUACUUCUACCCCGGUGGGAAUGUCACCUACCAAGGAGAGGCCGUGACACUGAGCCAGAAGGAAGGUGCCCUGCACAACUACAAAGACGAGAAGGAGCGGAGGGAAAAUGUGGACACAGUGAUGAAAUGGUUCAUGCAGGAGGACUUGGCUCUGGUCACUCUCUACUUUGGGGAGCCAGACUCCACGGGCCACAGGUAUGGCCCUGAGUCCCCAGAGAGGAAGGAGAUGGUGAAACAGGUGGACAGGACUGUGGGCUACAGCCUCGACCUGAUCAUCACAUCUGACCAUGGCAUGACAACCGUCAACAAGAAAGCCAGCGACCUAGUUGAGUUCCACAAGUUCCCCAGCUUCACCUUCCAGGACAUCGAGUUUGAGCUCCUGGACUAUGGGCCAAAUGGCGUGUGGAUCCCCAAGGAAGGGAAGAUGGAGGUGGUGUACAGUGUCUUUGAGGAUAUUCGCCCCAGGCUGCACGUCUACAAGAAGGAGUUCCCCAAGACCUUCCACUGCGCCAGCAACCCCAGGAUCACGCCCUUGCUCCUGCACAGUGACCUCGGCUAUGUCAUCCACGGGAGAAUAAGUGUGCAGUUCAACAACGGCGAGCACGGCUUUGACAACAAUGACACGGACAUGAAGACCAUCUUCCGGGCUGUGGGCCCCAGCUUCAAGGCGGGCCUGGAGGUGGAGCCCUUCGAGAGUGUCCAUGUAUAUGAGCUCAUGUGCCAGCUACUGGGCAUCGUGCCUGAGGCCAACGAUGGGCACCCUGACACCCUGCGGCCCAUGCUUCGCUCAGGGGAGGAAGGCGUCCCCUCUCCUCCUGCCCCUGGUGUUCUUGAGAGAGCAAGGUCUGCUGUCCUGCCAAACUGCCGGCUGCCCUUGGUGAUGGCACUGCUGGGAGUCCUGGUUCUUCUGGCCAAGAUCGAAUAG
Messenger RNA from Castor canadensis (American beaver), 1350 nucleotides. It is a transcript of the gene Enpp7, whose product is annotated as ectonucleotide pyrophosphatase/phosphodiesterase 7. Lineage: Eukaryota; Metazoa; Chordata; Mammalia; Rodentia; Castoridae. The record is from RefSeq and is a predicted model, not a curated record.